Molecule: messenger RNA, 1369 nt
Organism: Notechis scutatus (mainland tiger snake)
Lineage: Eukaryota; Metazoa; Chordata; Lepidosauria; Squamata; Elapidae
Source: RefSeq, a predicted model, not a curated record
AUGGACCAGAAGGCUUUGGAGGAUUAUGUGAACCUUCCUGACCCUCAUUACAGUUAUACCCUUGUUUCUAAAGAGGAGCACCAUGACUCCACUGUCUAUACCAUCAAUAUGACCUCACUGAAGUGGUUGGAAGAUUCUGAAGUGGAUAAAACAAUCUGGUGGCAUAUGGUGACCAUGACUACACCCAAAGUAUAUAAGAAUGCCCAGAUGAAGAAAUCGUGUUUCCUUUUGCUUGCUGGUGGAAGAAAUGACGGUCUAGAAGAACCUGCUGAAUACUCCGCUGAUCAGAUUAGAACUCUAGCAGUCACAACUGGAUCGUACAAACAUCCUUUUGGGAUGAAGAAUAUAACAGAAAAUAGUUUAUUUGCAUAUGUUUUAUGGAGAUUUAUUAAUGAUCCAACCACUUCACUGGACUGGAUCAUCCAAUUCCCAAUGGUCAAGGCCACUGUACGAGCCCUGGACACAGUUGCGGAUUUCUUGCUGAAGCAGCCUGGUGAAGAUAUACAAAUCACCACAUUUAUGGUACUAGGCUCAUCCAAGCGUGGAUGGAUUGCUUGGCUGACUGCAGCCAUUGACAAGCGUGUGGUGUCAUUUGUCUCAGUCGUUAUGGACGUCCUGAAUUUUGUUGAGAAUUUACAUCACCAGUACAGAUCAUAUUGUGGCUGGAGUUUCGCACUGGCACCUUUCUACUACAUCAACAUUACUCAACAGAUCGAUCAUCCCCGUUUUGAACUUAUUGCUUCAAAUAUCGACCCUUUGAAAUAUAAUGAGCAUUAUAUAAACAAAACAAAGUACCUACUUGUGGCAUCAGGAGAUGAAAUGGGCCAGCCUGACAAUUCUUAUUAUUAUUUUAAUCAGCUAACAGGAGAGAAAUAUCUCCGGAUCAUCCCAAAUAUGAACCAUGCCUUAGCUUUCUAUGAAGACAGUAUUGGAAUUCCAACCGCCACUUUUUACCUUAUCACCAUGCAGAAUCAACAGCAUCCCCAGGUCCAUUGGAACAGGACUGUGAAAAAUACUGGAGGAACUAUUUACUUUUCCACAGACCAGGAGCCUUCAUUGAUCUAUGCUUACUAUGCUAACACUAAUGAUGACACAAGGAGAGAUUUCAGAAUGUACGUGUUAUCUGGACAAGAAGCUAAAAGGAAUUCUAUUAAGUGGAAUCGUGCUAAGGUGAAGAAAGUGGCUACAUAUUCCGGCUUUGAGGAUUCCAGCAAAAAAUUAAUAAUAACAUCUGAACUUCACAUAAUUCCAGAAACUUUUCCAUGCAAGGACUGCGUCAAAGAGUGCUACAGCAAACUGGUCUGAGAAGGUUCAACUAAAAUGGAAGAUGCUUUUGAAUGAUCAAUAAGACUCAGAAAAGGGGGAGCCA